AUGGCUCCGGUCUCACUGCCUCCAGGUUUUAGGUUCCAUCCAACAGACGAAGAACUAAUCACUUAUUAUCUCAAGAGAAAGAUCAACGGUCGAGAGAUCGAGCUAGAGAUCAUUUCUGAAGUAGACCUCUACAAGUGCGAACCAUGGGACUUGCCAGGGAAGUCAUUGCUUCCUAGCAAAGACCAAGAAUGGUACUUCUUCAGCCCACGGGACAGAAAGUACCCCAAUGGUUCAAGAACGAACCGGGCAACAAAAGGCGGUUAUUGGAAAGCCACAGGCAAAGACCGACGGGUGAGCUGGAGAGAUCGAGCCAUUGGAACCAAGAAAACAUUAGUUUAUUACCGUGGACGCGCCCCUCACGGUAUUAGAACCGGUUGGGUCAUGCAUGAAUAUCGCCUCGACGAAACAGAAUGCGAGCCUGAUGCAUUCGGCAUGCAGGACGCGUAUGCACUUUGUCGCGUGUUUAAGAAAAUAGUGAUUGAAGCGAAACCAAGGGAUCAACAUCAGCAGCAGCAACCUUACGUCCACACGAGCUCGAAUCUAAGUGGUAACUCGAGUUUUGACGUUUCUUCAGAUCUUGAAAUAAGUUCAAAUACACAGCAAGUUCUGCCUUAUAGUAACGUUACCGAUACCCAACCGCGAAUGGGAAACGCAAACUCGAUUAGUGUUCAUGAUGAUUGGUCUCAGUAUUUGUCACAAGACAUGCCUUCAAGCUUUUCAGGUUAUGGACCAUAUCUCACUCAAUCAAAGGUGAAUACAGAACUGGAAUGCGAGAUGUUGCAACAUCAAAUGUCAUUGCCACCAUUACGAGUAGAAAACUCGCCGGUUCAAGCCAUCGAUUUGUCCAAUAGACUGCACCAAAACGGCGGUUUCGACGACUUCACUUUUGCGCCAAGUAACUCCAACCAGUUCAGCAACGUUGCUGAUCAUUUAAUACACAUUGGAAAUCUCGAUGACCAAUUGCUUAAUGCUGGAAAUAAUUCGUCAUGGAUGACAAUGUCUAACGAGAAUCUAAAUCAGAGUUUUAUAGAAGAAGAAGAGAUUUUACCAAGUUUCGAACGUAAUGAUCAAGAUCUUGAUCAUUAUUAUGGCGGAUCUCGGACCAAUACAAUUAACAACAUAGAGAUUGACGAUUUUUUCUCGUUCGAGAACGACGUAGAAGACCACGACAACUCAAACAUAACCCUAAAUUCUUCAGGAGUCGACAUGAUUGAAGAAGAGAUUGUAGUGAAUCACAAAAUGCUUAUUUGCACGCGACAGACGGCGGAGACUUUGUAUUAUCAAGUGGUGCCGUCACAGUUAUUGAAAAUUCACAUAAGCCCGGUUCAAGGAACUGAAGAGAGAGCAAUGUUAAUGGAUGAAGGCAAUGAUUCUUGGUUCCAGAAGGCUGAAAAUGUGGCGAAGAUGAAACUGAAGCAGAUUAGUUUAGUUGCAAAACGUUACUACAAAUGUCUUACCAUUAUUUUCUGAGUUAUUUAUAUUUAAAUUACUUCUUGCUUUUGCAUACUCGAAAAGAAGAGAGGAGAAAAUACUAU
Molecule: messenger RNA, 1535 nt
Organism: Capsella rubella
Lineage: Eukaryota; Viridiplantae; Streptophyta; Magnoliopsida; Brassicales; Brassicaceae
Product: NAC domain-containing protein 86
Exons: 6
Coding region: 1-1470 (489 amino acids)
Biological process (GO): regulation of DNA-templated transcription
Molecular function (GO): DNA binding
Source: RefSeq, a predicted model, not a curated record